Clonostachys rhizophaga is the source of this 1485-nucleotide messenger RNA. Lineage: Eukaryota; Fungi; Ascomycota; Sordariomycetes; Hypocreales; Bionectriaceae. The record is from the annotation of a GenBank genome assembly.
AUGAGUGCAGAAAAGCCAGCCAGUUCCCCUGGAGCGCCGCUGAAAGCAUCUGAUUCGGACACUGAAAAUGCUCAAGUGACCCAACUAGAGAGAGGAGGUCAAGUGUCCAAAAUUGAAGAGAAGAGGACAUUGAGGAAAAUAGAUCUUCAUGUGAUCCCCAUCGUCACAGUUCUCUACCUUCUUUGCUUCCUAGAUCGAGGCAACAUCGGGAAUGCCAAAAUCGAAGGCCUCAUCGACGACCUUGACAUGACUGGCCAAGAGUAUAAUAUGUGUUUAACGGUAUUCUUCUUCACGUAUGCCGCCUUCGAGUUACCCUCGAAUCUGGUGUUGAAAAAACUCAGACCUUCAAUAUGGCUCCCGAUUAUCAUGAUAGGAGUUGGAAUCGUCAUGACAUUGAUGGGGAUUGUGAGAAACUACCACGGGUUGCUUAUUUCGCGAAUAUUCCUAGGUGUGACCGAGGCUGGUCUCUACCCCGGAGUUGCCUUUUAUAUCACGAUGUGGUAUUGCCGCCAUGAAGCGCAGCUUCGCCAGGCGUUGUUCUUCAGUGCAGCGAGUGUUGCAGGGGCAUUCUCGGGCCUACUGGCGUUUGCUAUCGCUAAAAUGGAUGGUGUAGGAGGUUUAGAAGGCUGGCGUUGGAUAUUUAUUCUAGAGGGUAUCCUAACUACCCUGGUAGCCAUCUCAUCGUUUUAUUUCAUCGCAGACUACCCAGACACUGCUAAAUUCUUGACGGAGGAUGAGAGAGCCUGGGUACUUCAUCGAUUGAGGGAGCAAUACUCUGGAAAUGUCCAAGAGUCGGAGAAAUUCCAGUGGAAAUAUGUCUGGGACGCUGUUACAGACUUCCAGAUUUGGCUUGCUCUGAUCACUUGGUACGGCAUGGUCUGCCCCUUGUAUGGAAUAUCGUUCUUCUUGCCGACUAUCGUCCGCGACCUGGGCUACACCUCAUCACAAGCCCAGCUCCUUACAGUUCCGAUCUAUGUUACAGCAGCUAUCAUUGCGGUGGUUUCAGCGUACUUCUCAGAUCGCAUCGGCAAGCGCUCGCCUCUACUGAUUUUACAUCUCUCGUGCAUAUCUAUUGGAUUUCUCAUCGUCAUCUCAUCAGCUGGAAGGUCAGUGCCAGGGGUUGUAUACUUUGGCAUUUUCCUUGUCGUAUGCGGAAUAUACCCGGCACUUCCUGGGAAUGUAACGUGGCUGAGUAACAACUUGGCAGGUGAUUAUAAACGAGCUGCCGGAAUGGCUCUUCAUAUUGGAGUUGGGAACUUUGCUGGAGCCAUGUCAUCCAAUUUUUACCGAGCUCAAGACGCCCCUCAAUACUAUCUCGGACACGGACUGGAGCUUGGUUUCUCAUUCGCCGGCGUUAUUGCUGCAGUUGGUCUUCGAUAUGCCUACAAGCACGUGAAUAAGAAACGGGAAGCGAUGGAUAUCAGGCCCCUGACAGAAGAGAAAAGGCAAGGCUUGGAGAUAAAUCGCCCACGUUUCAAUACAUGA